Messenger RNA from Trachymyrmex cornetzi, 624 nucleotides. Its product is annotated as calmodulin-like protein 4. Bases 118 to 567 code for a protein of 149 amino acids. Gene Ontology annotation, cellular component: myosin II complex. Lineage: Eukaryota; Metazoa; Arthropoda; Insecta; Hymenoptera; Formicidae. The record is from RefSeq and is a predicted model, not a curated record. Gene Ontology annotation, molecular function: calcium ion binding. The transcript is spliced from 5 exons.
UAGGGAGAGCAAGUGAGGUUACGUUCGCGUCAAACACCUGUUGUGUCAAAAUCAACAAAAUCGCGUCAAGAUCCGACACUCAAGAAAGAAACGCGAUCUGUGUAAAUCUAAUCAAUCAUGGCGCGUUACUUCAGAGAAGAGGAUAUAGACGAGUUCCGAGAAUGUUUCUACCUGUUUGCCCGAAGCGGUCAAAUUCGCACGCUUGACGAGCUCACUAUAAUUAUGAGAUCUUUGGGACUGAGUCCGACCAUUGCAGAAUUGAACAAGUACAUGAAGGACAAAGGUGGAAAAAUGUCCUUUGCCGAUUUCCUGGAGGUAAUGCAUCUUCAGACUCGUGCGGAGGAUCUACCGAAAGAAGUGAUAAAAGCUUUUCAAGCUGCUGAUACCUCUCGCAGCGGCACUAUUCCAGCACGACAGUUGGCGCAUAUGUUGCUUCACUGGGGAGAACAAUUGAGUAGUAAAGAAGUGGAGCAAAUCUUCCGUGAGGCCAAUGUGUCUCUGAACGGACACGUGAAAUAUGAAGACUUUGUAAAAAUAGCUUGUGCACCUGUACCUGAUUAUUAUUAAAGAUUCUUAAGCUUUUAUAUAUUUAUUAUGUACUAAUAUAUUUUAUAUAUUUUUACU